This is a messenger RNA of Myodes glareolus (Bank vole), 2303 nucleotides long. Lineage: Eukaryota; Metazoa; Chordata; Mammalia; Rodentia; Cricetidae. The record is from RefSeq and is a predicted model, not a curated record.
UUUUGGACCAAUCAGCGGUCUCAGCUCUAGGCCCCGCCCGGGAGCCUCGGAGGCAGGCGGCGCCAUGUUCCAGGGGCAGCGUGGUUGGUUCUGCCGCAGCGUCAGUCAGGACUUGAGGCAGUUCUGGGUGGACGAAGGCGGGGCAAUCAGCGAUGUCCAGGCCGCCGACUUCCUGUUCAGCUGUGAUGCCUCGCAUCCGGACACGCUGAGGUACCCAGGGCCACCCACUAGGGCCUUUCCUGUCAUCGUGUGCCUAGAGCCGCGAAGGGGAGUAGCAGUCCUGUUACCAGCACUGGGGAACAGCAAGUUUGCAGCCCUCAGUAAUAAACAUAAACUACAAGUUCAAAAUGUUAUACAAAAUCCAGAAAUUACUUUAAGAAAUAUUGGACUUGUUUUUCUUACUACAGAAAUACGAAGAAAAAAUGGUAGUUUUAUUUGGGAACAAGAUGAAAAUUUUCCAAUACAAAAGCAUGGCAGAAUAACAUCAAAUAAAAGGAAAAGCAGUGAGCCAAAAACAGGACACAAAAAAGAACUGUCUGAAAGUGCAGAGAGUCAUUUUAUAAGCACUCCAGUUGUAGAAAAGCAGAUAUACUUCCCUCUUCAGAGUUAUCCGGUGAACAACAUGGUAACAGGUUAUAUAUCAAUUGAUGCCUUGGAGAAAUUCCUUGGAAAAUUACAUGACUUCGUUCCAGGAAGCUCAGGAUAUUUGGCAUAUCAUGUUCAAAAUGAAAUUAACAUGUCUGCUAUAAAAAACAAAUUAAGGAGGAAACUAAGUUAAAUUGUACUUACAUUUAUUUUUUAUAAGAUAUUAUGACAUGCUUAUAAUUUAAAUGAGAAUGGAAAAAGAAUUACUUUCUUUCUAAACAUGUGUCCUGAGAAAACUGAAUCAUUUUGGUUCUCCCUUUUGACAUAUUCACAAAUUGAGAGUGCACAAUUAUUAUAGAAUUAUUGUCAUCCAAACAUAUACUUAGAAGAUCUCUGUCAAAUGAUUUUUUGAUUUUGACUUUAGUAUUACAUCGUAUUUUUUCUAGGUUCAGUACUGAAAUGCUAACCUUUAUGAAUCUGGUCGUGUUAUUUUGACUAACAAAGUUAGGAUGCUAUACUUGAACUCUAAAUGUUUGUUUCUGAACAUAGUGAGUCAGGUGCCUUAUGGUCCCCAUAGUAGAACAUGAGCCUAAUACUGUGCCUUAUAGGGAAAUGAAAACUUGAGAGGGUAUCUAUCCUGUUGGAGUGACUAAAUGAGGCCCAGCUCAAGCUGGGAUGUGACUUUCCUGAUUUUCUGGCCUCGUAUUUAUACUGUUUUCUUCUAUGAUUAUGCUGGAACCUCUGUGUUAAUAUUCUAUACCCUUUUUGAGACAAGGUCUCAUUGUGUUACCCAGGCUGGCCUCUAAUUCUGGGUCUCAGUAAUGCUCCUACCUCAGCAUUAUAAAUAAGCUGAAGCUGUAGGUGUGUGCCACUGGACUUGAUUUUUCUGCCUUUUAAAUGAAUCUAGAGAUGUGGCAACCUCAAGAAGGCAGUUUUGCUGUACUUGGUGAUGCUAACCUGUGGUCUCAGCUGCUUGGAUGGCUGGAGCAGGAGGAGAGAAAGCUCAAGCCAGCCUGGGCAACUUAGGAAGACCCUGUCUCAGAACAAAAGGUUAGGAAAGGCCAGUUACAAAGCUUGGUGGUACAGCACUUGCCAUUCUUGUACAAGGUCCUGGGUUCAGUUUCAGCACCACAUGAAUACAGAAACACUUCUUAUGCAGAGUUUGGUGGCUUAUUACUUUCUGAAGACAUAAAUGGGAUUACUUUUGAAGAUAUCUUGUUAGACCUGUUUGUCGUUCUGGAACAUAUAGCAGCUAUAGAAUUAUCUAAAGAAAAUGUAUCCUUUUUCUUUUUAUGCAUAUUAUUUGGAUGUAUGUGAGCCUUAGUUCUACCCUUUCUUUACAACUCAAAUUUAAUAGCAUAAAAUUCUAACUCAGCCUCCACAUUUAAGAAUUGUAUUUUGUCUGUUUGGUAGUUUUUCCUUAUUUGUUUUUGUGUCUUUAGUUAAGCCCUUCUGAACUUGUAAAUGAAAAAAAUAAACCUAUUAAUUAUCUUUUCCUGAAACAUUAAAUAUUACCUCUUCCUGAACACUUUAUCUUAGUCACAUUCUGUUGAUUAGGUUUUACAUAGAAUCUAACACUAUCUGUAGACUGAAAAUUAAUUAUUAAGAGUGUUACGUAAGUUUACACUAAGUUAUUUACAUUGGCUUAUUGUAAGAGUAUUCAGUGUUUAUCCAACAUGUACACAGUAAAUAAAAAUCUCCAACAUUUGUUUCCCAAA